Calliphora vicina (urban bluebottle blowfly) is the source of this 1968-nucleotide messenger RNA. RefSeq lists its product as uncharacterized. The transcript is spliced from 2 exons. The record is from RefSeq and is a predicted model, not a curated record. Gene Ontology annotation, cellular component: nucleus. Bases 54 to 1214 code for a protein of 386 amino acids. Lineage: Eukaryota; Metazoa; Arthropoda; Insecta; Diptera; Calliphoridae.
UUUGGUUCAGUGCUCUACUUUUAUAAUAAAUAAAUACAAAAUUUAAAAAAAAAAUGGCAUUUUCAUUACAAAUAUCCAGAAAAUUUUGCACCACAUCGUUUUUAAUGCUAAGACGUUUGGCUAAACGGUCAAAUCCAGGUUUGGGUUAUCAAAUAACUGCUAUAGAAGAUGCGGCCAAAGUUAUGCAAAGUGACCCAGAAGGUUUCGAAGGUUUGGAGAGUGAUUUAUUCAAUGCGCACAAAUCUCACAAACAACACGAAUUGAAUUUGCAGCAUCAAAAAGAAAAAUUAAGGCAAUAUAUAAUAAAAAGGAAAUAUUUUAACAAGGAUCCGCUUCCAAACCUACUGACAUACGCUGAAAAGGAGCAAAUCAAAUUUUUGCACUCGAGUGACAAUGAAGAAUGGACGGUUGAAAAACUUGCAGAAAGUUUUCCAGCCAGCGCUGAAACAAUAUGUAAAAUUUUAAAGGCACAUUGGAAUCCAAUGUCUCCCAAAAGAAUACUUUCUCAUGAUGCCGGUGUCUUAAGAAAUUGGCAACGAUUUAAAAAUGGAGAAUAUAGCGCAAAAAUAAGUACAGAAUUGUACGAACAUUUAAAGAAGUUUUUUGAUAGAGACACGAAAGAUAUAAAUAUCUUACAAGAUCCCACACAAACGUUCCAAAGAAAACAAUGGCAGAAGCCAAAGAGCAAUGAAUUUUCAUCAAUUAUAUCGUCGUUACGCCCAAAAACCAAUGACACCAGAAAUAUGACAACAUUGUCGGAUGGUAAACCAAAGGAAAAAUCAGUAGGUACCAAUAAUGCUGACAAUGACACAUACCUCCUAGGUGAAAUUAAAAAUAAAAAGCCAAUGACAAUUCAUGAGGUAAAGGCAAAACACGGGGAAGACAAUUCUGAAAAUUCGGCGAAUAUAAAUAAAUCAUUGGAUCAACUGGCAGCACAAAAACUCACAAAUAUUAGUGGUACCGGAAUUGUUCGAGAAAAGAAUAAAUGCCCGUCCAAUGCAAUUGCUGCUAUAGACUAUACUGAAAAAUUUGUAUCGAACGAAGUUGUUAUUAGCGAAGUUGAUAAAAAGCGUUAUGGAAUGUGUGCAACAAAAGAACGUAUUCAUAUACCACGAAAGUUGUGGAAGAAAGGAGCUACAUACCGUGCAAAUGAUUGUUACUAUGAUGACGAUGGGGAGUUUCUUUAUAGAGUACCUGGCAUGACUUCACAGUAAAAUUUCGAGCCAAAUUUUGUUUUUAAACAUUUCAUUAUAAGUAUAGGCUUGUUAUGUUGUUGCUUAAGUCGAUAUUAUGCAUUAAAAGUUGUUAUUUUGCUUUAGGGUUUUAAAAGCAUACAUACACCUGUAUGAAUUACUAAAAAUUGUAUUUAUUAAAAUGUCUAUGGGACGGAAAAUUUAAUUACAAACAUUUAUUUAUUAAAUUCUAUAUUAAUUAAGCCGAUAAGGUUGGAAUAAUCUCUUGCCGAAUCUUAUAUAUCAAUCACCAGAGUAUACUUUGAUAUUGAAAUCCAGUUUUAUGUGAUGUAAACACUUUGUGGAAAAUAUGUAAAAAAUCUAGGUGUGUUUUUUUUUGCUUAAAUCUCAGACAUUUGUGGACCGAUUAUGCUGAUUUAGCUAUAGCGUAAUUAUUGAAGAACAUUGGUACGGGUAGGUGUUGAUAAGAUAGAUAGCCGAAAUUAUUUAAGGGAGGUGAUAAAGAUAAAAUAUUUUUGAAUAUUGAUAUUUUUUUAUUUUUCUUUUGAACUGUGUAUAUUGUAUGUAUAUUUAAAAAAAAAAAUUAUAAUUUACACAUUUUCGAUUGUGUUAUUUGCAAAUAAAGAAAAACUAAUAUAUGUAUGUAUGAAUGUGUGUAACAAUAAUAUAUAUGUAUGUAUAUAAAUAUGUAUAUAAGUAUAUAGAUUAAUAAUAUCUUUAAUAAUAACAUGAAACAGCAUUAAAUAAAAAUAUAAUAGUAAUAAGAAAAAAGAAA